This is a messenger RNA of Malania oleifera, 2243 nucleotides long. RefSeq names its product galactoside 2-alpha-L-fucosyltransferase-like. The coding region runs from base 1 to 2115 and encodes 704 amino acids. Gene Ontology annotation, molecular function: galactoside 2-alpha-L-fucosyltransferase activity. Gene Ontology annotation, cellular component: Golgi apparatus; membrane. The transcript has 5 exons. Lineage: Eukaryota; Viridiplantae; Streptophyta; Magnoliopsida; Santalales; Ximeniaceae. Gene Ontology annotation, biological process: cell wall biogenesis; xyloglucan biosynthetic process. The record is from RefSeq and is a predicted model, not a curated record.
AUGUGUGAGACGCGGUCACGUGAGUGUUGUGUGCUGUCUGUGGCCUGUGCUGAGAAUCUGGGCCAGGGGGUGUGGGCCGUCUGGCCGCGUGCGCAUGGGCACUGGGCAGUUGGCAAUGAAUUGGAUGUGGGUAAGCGGGCCUACGGGGUUCCUCUGGGAUCAAGAACCAGCGCCAGUACCCAAUCCAGAAAGCCUCAAGAACUAAGCCGUUUUGUUCUGAUUGAUGAUUCUCCGACGGAUCUGAGUGCGUGCCGACGGCGAUUGUCUCCUCCUCCGACGUCCAGAGGCCAACUAUUCGCCCGCGUUUAUCGUUUACUAGUCAUGCAACCCGGGUUCAAAACGAUGAGCCCUGUUCAGAUUUUGGUUGCUGUUUUGAUAGCGGCGCCUCUGUUGAUCGUGAUUCCAAUGAUUCCUCGAAGCCCAAUUUUUUAUGGAGGGGGAGGAGGAGCAGGGGCCAGGAAUUUGGACGUAGGAGCUGGAAAUACUACAUCAGAACGACCAGGGCACAGGAGGAGAAUCCUCGGCUUUGAUAAUUCUGCGAUGUUAUGGCUCAGCAUUGGAGAAAUUGUUUUUUUCCAGCUUGUCUUAUUAAUCCUCGCGCAUUAUGUAUUUACUCACCACCUCCCCUGUUUCUGCUCUCUCCUUCUUUCUCCCAAUUCAACAGGAUUAAAAAAUGACACCUCUCAACCUGCCACUGAGCUCAAAGACAAAUUCCUCGGAGGACUCCUUGCUUCUGGGUUUGACGAAGAAUCCUGCUUAAGCCGCUAUCAGUCCUUUUUGUACCGCAAAGCUUCACCCCACAUCCCCUCCCCCUACCUCCAAUCCAAGCUCCGCAGCUAUGAAGAUCUCCACAAGCGCUGCGGCCCCAACACCCUCUCCUACAACAAAACUGUUCGUCUUCUCAAAUCUCGCCGCAGCAAUAAAUCUCGUCCCCCAGACUGCAACUACGUUGUCUGGAUUUCCUUCAGUGGAUUGGGAAACAGGAUGCUCACUCUGACUUCGGCUUUCCUCUAUGCUCUUCUCACAGACCGAGUCCUGCUCGUCGACGGAGCCGAGAUGUCCGAUCUGUUCUGCGAGCCGUUCCCGGAGAGCUCAUGGCUGCUGCCCUCGGAUUCCCCUGUGAGAAAACAACUCAAGAACUUUGAUCCAAAAUCUCCCCAAUGUUUCGGAAAGAUGGUGGAGGAGAACGCCACGACGGCAUCGCCUGCGUUUCUCUAUGUCAAUUUAGUCCAUGACUACAAUGAGCAUGACAAGCUUUUCUUCUGCGAUGAAGAUCAAGCACUUCCAAAGAGAGUGCCCUGGUUGAUCAUCAGAUCGGACAACUACUUCGCCCCGGCUAUGUUCUUGAUGCCCUCUUUCGAUCAAGAAUUGGGAAAAUUGUUUCCCGAAAAAGAAGCCGUUUUCCACCAUCUGGCUCGGUACCUUUUCCAGCCAUCCAAUCAGGUGUGGGGACUAAUCACGAGGUACUACCAGACGUACCUGGCCCGGGCGGAUGAAAAACUUGGAAUUCAAGUAAGAACUUUCGCCGUCGGCAAAGGCCCUUUCAAGAAAGUUAUCGAUCAAAUCUUAGAAUGCACAUUGAAGCGGAAAUUGCUACCACCAGUAAACCCUAAAAAGCCCCAAUCGCCCACUGCUGCUUCCCCAAAUCCGAAAUUGAAAGCUGUUCUGAUGACAUCUUUGGUGUCUGGGUACUCCGAAGCCGUAAGGAAUAUGUACUUGGAGCAGCCGACGGCGACGGGGGAGAUGAUCGGAGUGUUCCAGCCGAGCCACGAGGAGUAUCAGCAGAACGGGAAUUUAGCGCACGAGAGGAAGGCGUGGGCGGAGAUUUACCUGCUGGGCUUGACGGAUGUGCUGGUGACGAGCACGUGGUCGACGUUUGGAUAUGUGGCGCAGGGGCUUGGGGGUUUACGGCCGUGGAUAAUGGUGAAGCCGAAGAACAGGACGGAGCCGCCGUGCCAGAGAGUGGUGUCGAUGGAGCCCUGCUUCCACUCGCCGCCGUUGUGGGAUUGCAAAGCCAAGAGAGGGGCUGACACGGCCGCACUGUCGCCUCACUUGCGCCACUGCGAGGACAGGACAUGGGGGGUUAAGCUCGUUGACCCUCAUCCCGAAUCAUAGUUUGAUCUGUAACUACCAUUUAAAUUAGUUAUUCGGAAGUUAAGAUUUCAAAUUUUAUGUUACUUUUUUUUUUUGUUCGCAAAAUGUUAAUUUUUAAUAAUAAAAAUUGAGAUAAUAUUUGUGAGAAU